AAACAACGAAAGGUUCACAAUCAACAACAAUGAUGAAAAUUAGAAUUCGAAACCGCAGAAUCACGAAGUCUAUUGACAUAGAUAAUGAGUGUAAACUUAAUGAUCUACGUCAGUUUAUUUUUGGAUUGUUUGACGACACUUUUCCAAGGGAAUAUUUUUUUAGUUUGAAUGGUAGAGAUCCUAUGACAGGAGCUGACACUUCUACAGAAGAAGACAGUCCCUGGAACAACGAUGAUUUAACACUUAAAGACUGCAAUAUAGUUGGUGGGGAUUUAAUCCACAUUGUUUCUUUAGAUGAGGAGGAGACUCCAAAACACUGCAAUGAACAGGACAAAAAUGUUGCCAUGGAAACAGAUCAUUCAACUGGUUCUAGUUCUAAACAUGACGAUAACAAACCAUCAACUAGUGGUUACUAUGACAACAGUUCACAAAUAGCAAACACUAAAAAUCCUACAUCAGUAGCAUCUGGUUUCUCAUAUAGUGAAUCAGAUGUAGCUAUGGAAGAGAAACCAGUAGAUCAUGCCAUUGUAAACAAAUGUUUAUCAGAGCCACUGUUAUGUAGAGACAGUGUACAGGGAACAGUUCCACCACUGCUGGUUAAAUUUUAUAUAGAAAGUGAUGUUACAUCUACACAUGAAGCUCUGGUUGUUGUAUUACAUAUUCUAAUGUUAGAAUCAGGAUACAUACCUGUACAGACAUCAGAUCAAAGCACAGCCUCUGGAAGAUCAGAUAUGAUGAAUGAAGACUGGAAGAAAGGAUCACCAGCAAGUUAUACAAUAAAGUACACACACAGCAGUUGUUCUGAUCCAGAUAUUUUUACACUGGUCUGUUUAAAGAUGGGCAAAUUAUUGAUCAUUCAUGGUAGAUCACCAGAUAAAGAAGACAUACCAUUGAAUAUUACUUUUUCUGACUUUAUACAAUCCAUUGAUGGAGAAAUAAAUGAAGUUUAUAAGAAUUUACCAAAGUUGUCAAUGAUAUUUAAAGAUACUAUAUCAUUACCACUGCUGCAGACAUAUAGACAAAAUCAUGGAUUUCCUGUAUUGAGUGGUAUUAUGUCAUUAAGUCAUGAAAUUAAAUUGACAGUUUUUAGUUUCCUUGAUGUGCCAAGCACUGUAAGAAUGAUGGAUACAUGUAAAGAUUUCCGACAGAUUUGUAAAGACAGAUAUUUAUGGCGUAGACUUUAUCUCAAAGAUUUUGGAAAUAGACAGAAUAAUGAUUUAUCACAAGACUGGUAUACUAUCUAUAAGUCGGAAUAUCAAUUAAGGAAACAAAGAGAAAAAGAUCGACGUAGAUUUCUAAGUCAGAUGACCUGUAUUGUACCCCCUGUAUUUAGACCAGAUCAUGAUCCAGGUUUUCCUAACCCACUACCGUCGUAUCCACCAGGAAUGAUUGGAGGAGAUUUUGAUCUUUUCCCACAGUUCCAAGGUCCUGGUGGUGUUGGUGGUUUUGGUGGUCGGAGAAGUGGACAAAAUCCAUUACAACCAUUACAGCCAAGAUUUGAUCCUUUAGGACCUUUACCGGGUCAUAAUUUUCGGCCUGGAAGGGGUGGCGGAUUAAGAGACAAUAGAGGAAUGUUUGGAAGAAUGGGAGGACCUAGAUUUUUUUAGACUUUAAUCAAAAGUUGAAAAAAAAAAUCAAUAACUAUUUUGAUUUGUGGAAUAAUCUGUUAAAAUUAUACAUCUAUUAAAUAUUAAGUGCUU
Molecule: messenger RNA, 1700 nt
Organism: Mytilus californianus (California mussel)
Lineage: Eukaryota; Metazoa; Mollusca; Bivalvia; Mytilida; Mytilidae
Product: F-box only protein 7-like
Exons: 10
Coding region: 30-1607 (525 amino acids)
Biological process (GO): positive regulation of autophagy of mitochondrion; autophagy of mitochondrion
Molecular function (GO): protein kinase binding
Source: RefSeq, a predicted model, not a curated record